CACUGUUUCUUGCUGUCAAAUGUUUCAAUCUGUCAUUGCAUGAAUAUAUUCAAAAAUUUUUAAAAUAAUAUAAUUAAUUUAAUAACCUAUGUAUUAACAGCAAUGUGAAAAAAAUUUAUCACCCAUUCCGAAAAUACCAUCUAUUAACUUAAAUUCAGGGUCAUUGUGAAAAAUAUUGUAAAGCACAAAAAAUAUGUUAACUUCUGUAAAAGAAUUCAGCAGGGCCUGGUGGUCAGAAGUUUACAAUCGUAUUAUUGGUGCUGCUGUCUACCUUGAUGACGCUAGUGCAGAGUGUUUACACUGGGAUGGUGGGUUAUUUAAUCUUCUUACGGGAGGAGCAAUUACCAUUAAAAGUUUGUCGCCAUUUGAGUUUUCAAAUAAAGAACAUAAGAAAGCUGUUUUCAUCACUCAAACAACAGCAACACAACUACGGACAAUAUCUGAAAUUAUCCAUAACAGUGAGUUUACACACUGCAUUCUGAUAUCCUGUGUUAGUCUGGACACAGUUUAUUUGGAGUUAAACGAAGGGAAAGAUUUAGGAGAUGUUAUAGCUGCAGGAAAGGGCCCUGCAGAGGCCACUAAACUUUUGGAAGCAUUAUUACUUGAUGCCAUUGGGAAAUCGCAAUGUAUUGUGGAGGUAGUUCAUAUACCCAUUUUCACCAUAUCAUUAACAAAUGUUGUGUUUUUAACACCACCUUAUCAGAAAGUAUUCCCAAUGUAUGAUGACAAGUUGAUACCUGACACUACUUCCCUAGAUCUAUACACAUUGACCAGUGAUCAAAGGUCUCAAGUGAGGAGAUUGGCGAGUGGACUUAAUGCUAUGCUUGACUCAAUGAAUCUGAAAGAAGAUAUCUUCUAUAUGGGAACAUACAGCUCCUUAGUAGCUGGAGUGCUGGAAAAUUCACCAGUGUGCUUGGCAAGGAGGAAGAACUGCUCUAAUCCUGCUUCCCUUAUAAUAGUAGACCGCACAUUAGACCUAUGUGGUGUAACUAGCCACUCCAUGGAGUCUGUCCUCGAUACUGUGAUGGCUGUGUUGCCAAGAUUCCCUGGCCACUCUAAUGAGGUAGCUGUAGAUAUGUCAUCACUUUGUGAGGCUAAUAGUAUCAAUCACCCUGAAGAUUUGCAAAUCAGUCCAGGCUGUCUAUACCAUGCAAACGAUGAGGCGUGCAUACAAACAUUUGAUCACAUGAUUAAUAAAACCCAGAAAGAAAUAAUGUUUGAUUUAUACAACAAAUUGUCUAAGAUCGACGUUCAAAAGUCACCGAGCCCUAAAACAUUACUAAAAGUAACACCUCAAAGUGUGGAGAAGAUUGUAGCUGCUACUAAAGGUAACUAUGACAUAAUUGAAAACAAUCUGGGCGUACUCCAACAAGCAGUUGCCGUGGUGCAAACUUUGAAGUCACCAAAGCGCGUACAGAUUGAGCUACUGAUGGGUCUCGAAAGGCAGGUGCUGCAGAACCUUGCUGCCAGCCGAGACUCCACAAGUGUUUUGCAUCAGAUGAGCCAUCUCAUAAAAAAUCGGAAAGAACGAAAUCUUUCACUAGAUAGCUUACUCGCACUGAUUGUUUAUAUCUAUUCCCUUACGGGGACAGAGGUGUCGUUUUCAAAACAGCAUGAGGAUAGCUUGACUGAGACUCUCAGUGUUGCCAUAUUCGAAGAUCACAAACAUUUAUUCACUAGUGAAGAGGGUGGGCGUAUGGUAACGCCAGAAGAGUGCGAUGAUAUAUCAAAGAAAAUCAUGGGACGAUUGAAAGAUAUUGCGCAAAUGAGAAAAAUACUCCAAAAGUACAACUCUGUACUGAAGCCGUGUGAAACUGGCGUUGGACACGAGUACCGUGGGGUUCUGCAACAGUUGGUGGAUGACUUGGUGGAUACUGAGCGUCCAGAACUGACAGACUUGAGGCAUAGGAAUGAAGGGAUCAAAGACUUACUUCGGAGCGGACUCAACAUUUUAACAAGUAAGAAAGCUCGCAGCGCCAAACAUCCAUUGGAUAAUCAGACGGUGAUCUUGUUCGUGAUUGGCGGCAUCACCGCAGAGGAGUGCAAGCGGCUGCACCGUAGCAUCAUCACUAGCGGGGUCGACAACACGGUGCUUAUCGGCUCCACCAAGCUGGUCACACCCGUUGAAGCCAUGAGGGAUGUGCUGCAGUUAUAGCGGUGUCGGGUUCGUUAAAUCUACUUCAAUCAACAUAAUUGAAUCUACUUACCGUUUGGCUAUGACGUAUGUGCCUAACAGCGUUGCCAGAUACGGUUUCAAAAAUACCCAAAUGGAUUUUUUUUUCUCCAAAUUGAUACGAUUUACUUCACUUUUACUCAAUCACAAACUUAUGUUGGUUAUCACUAUUUUUUUACCAUUUAACCACUACGCAAAUGACGAAAAAUAUACGCUUCAGCGUAGCGUCACAUUUUGAUAUAUUUUAUGCCUUCGCCUAAAAUCGGGGUAAAAAUACCCAAUCUGGCAACACUGCUGUAGAUGAAUCCCUUAUUUAUACAAAUUAAAACCUACGUGCCUAUUGUAAUGAACUAUUUAGGCUUGAUGGAAAAAGUUUCGAGAGUUGAUGAAAAGAGGAUUUUGAUGGUAUUUUUGCGAGGCUUAUAUGCGAGAGUAGGUUUAUUUGUUGAUAACGUUAAUAAGUACUUUUGUAACAUAAGCAAGAUACCUACGGCAUCUCUCUCUACUUAUAUUUCAUGUUUUGCACUAUAUCAAUAAGUAGUUAUUAGUUUUUAAAUAAAUAAAUAAAUAUAUUAUUAUGUAGAGUAAAUCGCUGAGCAUUCCAAUUAUUAGAUAAUUGUCGAAAUAGCAAUAUAACUUUCGCAUAGCGUGUAGGAUAUAAAAUUGUAUUUCUUUAAAUUGAUUUUAAUGAAAGUUAUAUUCGAUACAAUAAAUGUUACCAUUACCUUUAUUGGUAUAAUCAUAUUUCUAUAUAACAACUAUUAGUAUUGUAAACACUUGUAUUAGGAUCUUUUUUGUUUGAAAUUAACCAUUUUUGUAUCUUGUCACAUUAACCAUGUUUAGUAUUGUUAAUAAUACUACUGUGAUAAAGUAUGGAAAUGUUUAAAUAUUUUUUUUUUACUUUUAUUUUUAUGUAGAAGCCCAAGGCACAAAAAACAAUCAAAUACAAUUAAAAUUGUUCUGACAUAUAUUUACAUGAUUUUUAAUUAUUGAAAUAAUUAUAUAUCUACAUUAAUUAUAAAUUAUAAUUAAUGUAGAUAUUUUUCAAUUUUGAAUUAAUUUUACCAUAAAAAUAUAGUGUGGUAUUUUAUAAAUCUGUGAUUAUCAUUAGUUAUUAAGUGUAUAAUGAAUUUGUGAUACGAUAUACUGAUGCUUUUAACUGCUUAAUGAUUUAAAGUGCUAUAGCUGUAUGCAAUGCAAUUACAAUGCAGAUAAGUUACGUGUUGUGUAUAUAUGUAUUUUUAAUUCAUGUUAUUUAUUCAUUAAAUAUAAUAAUAAGAUUGUGGUCGAUUCUGAGGCGCCAUUGCUCUAAAUUAUUGUUUUUCAACUAUUUUUAUGUCGCGACCCACGAAACACUAAAAGUAAAAAGUCUUGUGACUUCGUCACUAUAAUAUUAUAAGAAUAUUUUAACUAGUAGUUUAUUUAUUAGAUUAAGAAUGAGUUUACUAACUAGUUACCAAAAAAAAAGUCUACAUUCAUUUUCAAUAUAUAUACUAUUAAUUAAUGACUAAAAAUUUACUUUACUACGUAAUUUUCUUAUAAAUAUUGAAAAUUGUUAAUUUUUACUAAAUAUUAUAAAAUACAUUGACAACACUCUUAGACUAUUAAAAAAAAAGGAUGAUCCAGCAAUCGGGUCGACUCGGCUAUGUUCGUGCCAAUUCGUACGUGUACAACUAUUAUUGAAUGAUUUUAGCGUAAGCAUUACAGUGAAUAAAAUUAGUAGUCGUAUGAAAAUCAUUCGAAUAAUCCGAAUAAAUUGCUCAGUCGAAUUAGUAUUCUAAUUAGUAAAGUUGUGCAUCGUUAUGUUAAACGAAUCUUUUGAGGUCUUAUUAUUUUUCAAUAGACUGCAUCCCUUUUUAAUAACAAACGCGAACUCCUUAAGGGUCGCGACCCCCCGGUUGAGAAACUAUGCUCAAACCUAUCUCUCAAUAUUUUAAUUUGACAGUUUCCCAAAAUUACUGUUUUGUGGAACGUCAUGCACUAAAUUUAUAAUAAUUUUUACUUAAAUUUAUUAAAAAUUUUGUUCAUAUUGUUCUUUAGUAUAAAGCACAGAUAAUAUGGUAUAAAGAUAUUGCUGUGGUUUAAAAUUAAAUAUUUAAUUUUAGUGAUAGGUUUAGGGAUGUGACGCCUCAGAAUUGACCUUCAUAGUUUCCAAUGUAUAUGGAAUUUAAGUAGACGUCAUAAUUAUAUCGACGAGAAUGUGUAUAUUCGUGCAAUAAAAUUCACGCUAAAAAAA
Molecule: messenger RNA, 4409 nt
Organism: Galleria mellonella (greater wax moth)
Lineage: Eukaryota; Metazoa; Arthropoda; Insecta; Lepidoptera; Pyralidae
Product: sec1 family domain-containing protein 2-like
Exons: 9
Coding region: 194-2155 (653 amino acids)
Biological process (GO): intracellular protein transport; vesicle-mediated transport
Source: RefSeq, a predicted model, not a curated record